AUGCAAUUCAAGUCCGCUUCUCUAGCUGCUUUGGCCACCGCCACUGCCGUUUCCGCUGCCAGCUACACCGCCGGUGAGCCAUACUCUACUUUGACUCCAACUGCCACUCACGGUUGUGCCGCCACUGCCUACACUCAAUCCUUCGGUAUUGCUGUUCAACCAAUCUCUUCCGGUAACGCCAAGAGAGACGUUAUUUCUCAAAUCACCGACGGUCAAAUCCAGGCUGUUGCCACCACCACUUUGGCCCCAACCACCAAGGCUAAAACCACCUCCACCGGUACCACCACCACCUCCUCUUCCACCAAGACUCAAUCUUCUUGUGCCGCCGCUCCAUCCGUUGUCAUCAAGGAACAAUCUUGUACCAACUCUGGUACUCUACAAUUGACCUUGAAGGACGGUCUUUUGACCGACGCUAAGGGCAGAAUCGGUUCCAUUGUCUCCAACAGACAAUUCCAAUUCGAUGGUCCAACCCCACAAGCUGGUGCCCUAUACGCUGCUGGCUGGGGUAUCACCGGUGAAGGUAACCUGGCUCUAGGUGACCAAGAUGUCUUCUACCAAUGUUUGUCCGGUAACUUCUACAACUUGUACGACCAGAAGAUCGCUGAACAGUGUUCUCCAAUCCACUUGGAGAUCGUUGGUUUGGUCAACUGUUAA
Huiozyma naganishii CBS 8797 is the source of this 654-nucleotide messenger RNA. RefSeq names its product Cis3p (gene CIS3). The record is from RefSeq and is a predicted model, not a curated record. Bases 1 to 654 code for a protein of 217 amino acids. The transcript has a single exon. Gene Ontology annotation, molecular function: structural constituent of cell wall. Gene Ontology annotation, biological process: fungal-type cell wall organization. Lineage: Eukaryota; Fungi; Ascomycota; Saccharomycetes; Saccharomycetales; Saccharomycetaceae. Gene Ontology annotation, cellular component: fungal-type cell wall.